AUGCGUCCCCUCGCCGAUCAAAUCUCGGUGCACGAGUCGGUUCAUUCCGAGCAGAGUUGUGACACCGCACAGCAUGGCGUCAAGCGGCUCGAGGCCAUCUCCUCCACAUGGACUCGCUCCGGUCUGGCCGUGGCAUACAUCGGCAUAGCGUUACUGGCUUUUGCAACGUCGCUGGAAGUUCAAACGACGGGCAACCUUACCAUCUUCGCCACCAGUGCCUUCUCCUCCCAUUCGCUCGUGGCGACGGUGGGCGUGGUGCAAGCCGUCGUGCUUUCCGUCGCCAAACCACCCAUGUCCAAGAUUGCCGAUGUUCUGGGCCGUUUCGAAGCAUUCACCAUCUCCAUCAUUCUCUACAUCGCCGGCUACAUUCAACAAGCUGCCUCCAACAGUGUCGGGGCCUAUGCUGCCGCCCAAAUCUUCUACGCCGCCGGUUCGACGGGCCUGCAGAUCCUCAUCCAGAUCUUCGUCGCCGACACCAGUGACCUCCUCAACCGCGCCCUAUGUUCUACCCUUCCCCAACUUCCGUUCCUGUUCACAGUCUGGAUUGGUCCCGAGGUCGCCCAAACGGUCCUUCGCAACUUCACUUGGAGACUCGGAUAUGCCAUAUGGGUGCUCGUCCUUCCGGUCGCUUUCUUACCACUCGCCCUCGCCCUGGUAAUCAACCAACGGAAAGCAGCAAGGCGAGGCCUCCUUCCGCCCUCUCAAUUUGAAGGGAAGUCGGCUUGGGGUGUCGUCAAGACUAUCUGGUACGAAUUGGACCUUUUCGGCCUCCUCUUGAUCUGUGCCGCAUUCUCCCUCAUACUGAUACCCCUCACUUUGGCCGCCGAAAGUGGUUGGGACAACAGUAGCCUCAUCACUAUGCUGGCCGUCGGUGGAGUCUGUCUUAUUGCCUUUCCCUUCUGGGAACGAAGCAAAACCCUAGCACCCCGAGCAUUCUUCCCGCGCGAUCUCUUCAAGCAGAGAACCGUUGUUGUUGGACUGGCUCUUGCCUUCUUCUACUUCAUGGCAUUCUACCUCUCCAUCUAUCCCUACUUCCAAUCCUACCUGCUCGUUGUGCACAACCUUCCCGUUGCCACGGCCGGGAAAAUGGUGCAGACGUUCACCUUUUCCGCGACGGUCACAUCUCUCGUCAUCUCCUUCGCCAUCAAACGCACCAAACAUUAUAAGUCUUUCGUCGUCCUCGGUUCCAUCAUCUACCUCAUCGGUCUCGGUCUCAUGAUGGGCUACCGGACCGAAGGCUCCCCACUCGGGGUCAUCCUCGCCACCCAGAUCAUCGUCGGCAUAGGCGGCGGCAUGCUCAACGUCCCUGCCCAACUUGGCGUGCAAGCCUCCGCCACCCACCAAGAAGUCGCCUCCGCCACCGCCGUCUUCCUCACCAUCCUCGAAAUCGGGGGUGCUAUUGGCAACGCCAUCUCCGGCGCCAUCUGGACAAACAACGUGCCCCAAAAGCUGGCACUAUACCUUCCCACCGAGACGAAAUCCCAGGCCGGCGCAAUCUACGCCAACAUCACCCUCGCUGCCGACGGCUGGCCGAUGGGCAGCACCACGCGCAUGGCCAUCAAUCGUGCCUACCAAGAAACCAUGACGCAGAUCCUCUUCGUCGCGGUAUGCGUCGCCGCGCCGUGUGUGGUCCUCAGCUUGUUCAUGAAGAAUUACAAACUCGACGAAAUCGACCAGCACGUCAAAGGCUUGGUCAUUGGUGGCACGCAGGAUAUCGCCGAUCGCAGGGAGUCUGCGUCUGUUGCCGGCGGGUCGUCCAGGAUACAGUCGGAGCAUCUAUUGGGUGGGAAUGACGAUGACGACGAAGAUGAUGAUGAGCGGAGGAGCCUGAUCUCGCGAUCGAGGAAGCGUCCUUCGUAG
This is a messenger RNA of Neohortaea acidophila, 1860 nucleotides long. RefSeq names its product putative siderophore-dependent iron transporter. The record is from RefSeq and is a predicted model, not a curated record. Gene Ontology annotation, molecular function: siderophore-iron transmembrane transporter activity. The transcript has 3 exons. The coding region runs from base 1 to 1860 and encodes 619 amino acids. NCBI's taxonomy places the organism in Eukaryota, Fungi, Ascomycota, Dothideomycetes, Mycosphaerellales, Teratosphaeriaceae. Gene Ontology annotation, biological process: siderophore transmembrane transport.